Caenorhabditis bovis is the source of this 345-nucleotide messenger RNA. NCBI's taxonomy places the organism in Eukaryota, Metazoa, Nematoda, Chromadorea, Rhabditida, Rhabditidae. The record is from the annotation of a GenBank genome assembly.
AUGGAUGAUCAGAAAUCUAUUGACGAGGAACAAAAAGAAAACGAUACAGGCUAUUAUACUCCAAAAAACAUCUUGAACCCAGCCAUGUUUAGGUUGUCCGAAAUAACCAAAGCACUACACGAAGUGAACAACGAAAUCGAGAAGGAUAAUGCAGAACGAAUGUACAUAUUGAAUAAUGUAGAGCACGAUCAUUUUCACGAUGACAUUGCCCCUCAGCCACUUUCACCAAUCCCUCAACCCAUAAAGGAAUCUAGUAACUUUGACGAUCUGGAUAAAAUUUUGUUCUUCCUUCUUUUACUUUUCAUUGGCAUAUUUCUUCUCAUUCUUGUUUUAUCCUGGUCAUAA